AUGCCUAAUCAUAAAUUCAGAGUAGCUAUCUGCGGUGGUGGUAUCGGAGGCCUCACGUUGGCUGUAGCUCUAGCAAAGCACCAUGAUAUCGAUGUAGUUAUAUACGAAGCUGCCAAGCGUCUCACCGAGAUCGGUGCCGGUGUUGGCUUGUGGCCCAGAGCGUGGAAAAUACUAAAGGCUCUGGGACUCGACGGCGACCUCGCAGCUGCUUCACUCGAUCCCCCUACUGAAGACCUAGUUACGGCUUUCCAAUAUCGAAAGAGCGAUCGGCCCAAUGGACUGCAUUUUUAUGACCUCCAUACGCAAGGCAACCUCCUCAAAUUUCAUCGAGCAGACUUCCAAGGGGUCCUGUUGAAGCAUCUUCCACCGUCCUCACACACGCACUGUUCCAAACGCCUAGAAUCAUAUAGUCAGUCAAUAGCGGGGCCAGUUGAACUGAAAUUCCAGGAUGGCUCUACAGCGACAUGCGACCUCCUCAUCGGCGCGGAUGGUGUCAAGUCUGCAGUACGAGGUUCGCUGCUAAGGGAACUAGCUAAUCAGGCUGUUAUGGAGGGAAAGCCUGACGUAGCACAGGAAGCUUUGGCUGGAAUUGAUCCUGUAUGGAGUGGGAUGGUUGCCUACAGGGCUCUCAUACCUGCGGAGAGAUUGAGAGCGCUAUCCCCCUCUCAUCGUGCUCUUACCGAACCAACGCAGUAUCUCGGUAAAAACGCGUAUAUUAUCGUUUACCCAAUCUCACAGGGCAACAUUAUCAACCUUGCGGCGUUCAACGUAAGUGGUACGGAAGGUGCUCGAUUUGACGGCCCUUGGGUGAAGGAGGCUACGAAAGAAGCUUUCCAAACUGCUUUUGCAAACUGGGAGGAUGAUGUACAGAUAUUACUUCAGGCUGUCGAUAAAGUCAGCCAUUGGGCUGUUCACACUGUCAGACACUUACCUGCUCUAAACUUCGGGAGAGUUGCUAUUUUGGGCGAUGCAUCACAUAGUAUGGAGCCUCAUCAGGGCUCGGGGGCCGGCCAAGCCAUUGAGGACGCAGCCAUUCUGGCGGCGCUUCUCAGCCAUCCUCAGACCACCAGGGACUCGAUACCUUUGGCUCUCGACGUCUACGACCAGAUUCGUAGACCAUAUUCCAUCAAGAUAUCCCAGUCUUCUCGACUUAAUGGUCGAUACUUCACGUUCCAAUAUGAUGGUGGAGAGGAUUUAGAACACUGCACGGAUGAGGAGCUUAAGGCACGACUGGUAGACUUGGGCCUCGCUUUUACGGAUAACUGGAAAUGGGCGUGGUCGACUACCGUGGAUGGGAUGCUAGCUGAAGCUGUACAGACACUGAAUGACCGGUACGAUAACGUAUGAAGUUUACGCCCGCAAGGUAUGGAUGGAGGUCCAAAAUAGAUAACCUAAUUAUCGCCGUUACCGUGUAUGACAUCUAUAUGUACCCAUAGAGUAACGGUGACCUGUAUAUUAUUGGGCCUUUUUGCACGAU
Messenger RNA from Serpula lacrymans var. lacrymans S7.9, 1477 nucleotides. RefSeq lists its product as uncharacterized. Gene Ontology annotation, biological process: secondary metabolite biosynthetic process. NCBI's taxonomy places the organism in Eukaryota, Fungi, Basidiomycota, Agaricomycetes, Boletales, Serpulaceae. The record is from RefSeq and is a predicted model, not a curated record. Bases 1 to 1347 code for a protein of 448 amino acids. The transcript has 9 exons. Gene Ontology annotation, molecular function: FAD binding.